This is a messenger RNA of Procambarus clarkii (red swamp crayfish), 2465 nucleotides long. The record is from RefSeq and is a predicted model, not a curated record. Lineage: Eukaryota; Metazoa; Arthropoda; Malacostraca; Decapoda; Cambaridae.
UUCAGGUGGCAUCGGUUAUGAUAUAACACAGGGGAGAAUAUAAGGGAAACAGGCUCCCUCUUCCCACCAUAAGACAACCAGCCAUUACCGCGGCAACAUACGCCACCGUCACACUACUGACUCAUCACACAGCUGAAGUCAACACUUGGAAAUUAUAUCCUGAGACCACCACCAUCUGAGGCCACCACCAUCUGAGGCCACCACCACCCGAGGCCACCACCAUCCGAGGUCACAAUGUUUAUACCGGUGCUGUUGGUCAUCAGCCUCCUGACACAAGUGGACGCCGGUACAUGUCCUACAAAUUUCGAGCCUGUGGGGGAGGGCUGCUACUACUUCUCUGAGAUGAAGAGGACAUGGGCCGAGGCGCGAGACUACUGCCAGACCCUCCUGCCGGACCAGGACGCCGACUUGGCCGUCCUGGACAACUACUGCGACGACUACAUGCAUUUAAUCACAUACAUCACCAGCAACGGUGUGAUCAACAGCUACUGGCUAGGCGCUACUGACCAGAAUCACGAAAGUUAUUACACCUGGGUGGACGGACGAAUUAUGAACCUGUUGGCCCCGUACUGGGCUCCCGCCGAGCCGCAGUCCAGCACAGUUAACAACUGUAUCCUCAUGCAUGAUGUCACGGAAUUCAUCACUAGGUUCCGUCUCAUAGAUAUUAACUGCAUUAAUGAAUAUUUGUUCAUUUGCCAAUUGGGUGUCCACACUCUUAAACUGACCUGAAGGUUCCGACAACUGAGUGCACGCACGCACGCACGAACACAGACGCAUGCACACAAGCAUACACACACAUUGUGUGUGUGCGUGCAUGUGUAGUAUAUUUAGAAAAAAUAUAUGUAGUAGAUAUAAGAGAGGAAAAAAUAGAUUGGUUAGAAAGUUGGGGUCCAAGAGCAAAAAGCUCGACUCUGCAGACACAAAUAGUAAAUACACAAACCUGCUAGAGUUCUGUGAUAAAGUAACAAGAUUAAAAUUAAUGCAGGACAGUGAAGAAUGGGCAGACUGCAUAUUUCUGGACUGCCAAAAAGCUUUUGAUCCCACAGGAGACUGCUAUUCAAACUUGAGAGGCAGGCGGGAGUAAGGGAUAAAAGCCCAAGCUUGGGUAAAGAAUUACUUAAGAGGCAGGAGCCAGAGUGUUACAGUCAAGGGUGAGAAGUUGGACUGGCGAACAGUAACGAGUGGAGUACCUCAAGGAUCAGUGCUGGGACCAGUUCUAUUUUUAAUAUAUUUAAACAACAUGUCUACAGGAGUCGAGUCUUAUAUGUCAAUGUUCGCGGAUGACGCGAAAUUAAUGAGACGAAAUGUGAUAGAUGAGGGUUGGAGGAUUGAACUUGAACAAGCUUCAGUAAUGGUCAGAGAAAUGGCUACUGGAGAUCAAUGCAAGCAAGUGUAAAGUUAUGGAAAUGGGAUUAGGUGACAAAAGACCAAAGGGACAGUACACAGUGAAGGGAAACUACCUUCCUGUGACGAUUGUAGAAAGAGACCUGGGAGUAGACGUAACACCAAAUCUAACUCAUGAGGCAUUUGUAAAAGCAGCGUAUUCUAUGCUAGUAAAAGUUAGAACGUCAUUCACAAACCCAUGUAAGGUGGAAUUUAGGGGGCUCUACACUGACUACGUGAGACCAGUCUUAGAGUAUGCCGCCCCCACCUGAAGAAACACAUAAGGAGACUGGAAAAGUUUCAGAAAUAUGCGACGAGGCUUGUCCCAGUGUUAUGACGGAUGGGGGUAUGAAGAGAGAUUGAAGGAACUGAACCGGACAACGUUAGAAAAAAGGAGGGAGCGGGGAGAUAUGAUAGAAAAAAGAAUAUAAUUAGGAAUUGACAGAGAAAAAUAGACGAAAUGUUCACACUGAAUACCAACAGAACAAAGGUACAUGGUUGGAAGCUGGAAACUCAGAUGAGUCAUAGAGAUGUGAGGAAGCUUUCGUGUAGCAUGAGAGUAGUGGAAAAAUAGAAUGAACUAAUGGAGCAGGAUGUGGAAGGGAAGCAAGCCCUAUUUAUAAUUUUAAAACAAGAAAUGGCACGAAAUAGGAUAGGAGUCAUUGUUUUUAACAACCGGAGUCUAGAAAGGUGGGAUCCAAGAUUUAAUCCUCGAUCCUGCAAGCACAAAUAGGUGAGUACACGUAGAUCUAACACCAGGAGCACACAUCAGCAAAACACCGAGGGCAGCAUUCGCCAUACUAGUAGACGUCCAGUUAUCCUUCAGCAACUUGGACAAAGAUCCCUUCCGAGCGCUGUAUACACCCUUUGUGAGGCUAUUAUUGAGUAAGCUGCCUCAGCACGGAACCCCCUACCCUAAAAAUACAACACUAGAAAAAGGUUACAAAAUAUACCAACCUGUCCUCGACUCACGUCCAUUACAUCCAGUGGUCAACCCCCAAAGAUGCAUUCAUAAGUUUUAACAUGCUGUUCAUUCAAAACGGGAUUUUCUAAAAAAAAAUAAAUUUAUAUAAAAUAUUAGC